Molecule: messenger RNA, 6180 nt
Organism: Plasmopara halstedii
Lineage: Eukaryota; Oomycota; Peronosporomycetes; Peronosporales; Peronosporaceae
Product: Regulator of spindle pole body duplication
Exons: 12
Coding region: 1-6180 (2059 amino acids)
Biological process (GO): proteolysis; meiotic chromosome separation
Cellular component (GO): nucleus; mitotic spindle; cytoplasm
Molecular function (GO): cysteine-type endopeptidase activity
Source: RefSeq, a predicted model, not a curated record
AUGCGAGGGAACGCUCACAAGGCUGGCGCCAAUACACGCGAACUGCUUUUGGAGCUUGCCCGGAUGCCAGAUGCAGCGCAAAAUGCAAUAACACUCUUUAAGUCCCACGCGGUAGCUCUUCUACGCAAUACCAGGGCUGACAAUUCAUCUCCAAUAGUGUUGACUUUGUUAAGCGCGGCAGUCGAGCGUCGCGAGCCGGAAUGGACUCGCUCGCUAACAAAAGAUCGACAUGCCAAGCGCCAGUGUUUAGGCAGGAAAAAUAAGCAUGACGUAGUAUUUGCAGCUAGAAUGGCACAGAACCUCGUGAAGACGUAUGCAAGCACAAACGGUAGUGCAGUUAAAGCGGGAGAAUUGAAGGUUUUGAUUACGUCAAUGGAUUUGGCAUGUAUGGCUCUGUACAUAGUGUGUGCUUUGGAGCAUACGGCAAAACUUGGUGACCUCGUGGUCGACAAUCUCCUUUACCAGGUUGCCAAAAAGUACGCAGAGAUGCCUGACACUUUGGAGUCAGCAUUCUGUGUGGCUGCUUGCGUUAACAUUCGCCUUUGGACUGCACACUUUGAGCUUAGCGAUAAGAAAUCGAGUGGAACAUUAUCAUUGCUGAAGAUUACCGAGUGCUUAGAAAAAGAUGCAGCUGCUUUUGGCAGCAGAGCGGUGAACGACCUAAAGUCCUUAGUGAAUUUACCGCCUCCAGAAAGCUUCCAUACAGCAUCAUUUGCGCGAUUGCUACUUGGUCACGCCAAUACCUGCAUCUCAUUGUUAUCGUCUUUAAAGGAUUACAAGAGUGCGCUUGUCGUGGCUGAAACUACAAUGUCGCCGUGGCUCUCUUACUUCCAACAGCUUUCUGGCGAAAAUGCAAAGUUGGCCUCUUCGUUCAGUGAUCGUGCGUUUCGAACAAUGUGGAAAAUUGCUGCGGCGAUUGACAGCGCCCAAGCAACGACAAACACAUCGACUGAUGCACUUCAGUUUCGUUCGGUGGCACUGUCAUUUUUGCUUAAAUGCUCCAAUUACACCUCUAAAUACUAUAUACAGCAGGUUCACCGCGUUGGAGUUCAGCACGAGCGCCUCACGAAACGAUCGCAACAAGGAUUGAACGAAAUUUUUGGAUUAUAUUGCCAGUCAGCGAAUUUGUUGAGUGAAUACUCGCCCAUUUCGACAUGCAUAUACAACUCCGAAUGCUGUCAAUGGGAAUAUAUCUACUGGCUCGAGCAUUUUGCUUUGAUUUGUGAAUUAUCUGGUAUGCACGUGAAAUGUGCACUGGUAUUUGAACAUGCAAUCCAAUAUGUGCAGCUGUAUACGAACGUCGGCAGACACAUUGAGUUCUGUCUAGCAUCGUCUGCUGCUAGUGCGCUACUUAAUGCGGCGAAUCUCCAAAAGCAAGACAAUAACCCAUUCUUAUGGAAUUCGAUAUGCGGCUCUGCAAUUUGCACGAUAUCGAAAACCGCAGGCAGAAUGAUACGCGAUCUGCACGAUAAAGUAAUUACGGACGAAUGGAUUAGUCAAUGUGAAAAUGUUGCACGGGUGUAUCUGAGGCGACUAGAAGCUUUGUUACCUCUCAAGGUCGAACUGCUAGACGCAAAUGAGUCGCCUGGGCUGGACCUUAUAAUUCGCCUCAUUAAACGAAGUGCCACAAAACUUUUUAAUUAUGUUGUCAGUGCUCAAUGUACAGCAAAAUACCAGCGGUAUAGCCAAGUCAUCACGAGUUUUGAUAUCAUGUGCAAGGCUAUUAAUGAACUUUCUUUAGCGAUUGCUGGCUCGAACAAUCAUAUUGUGAAAUUGAUGCUUGUGGAACAACUAAGACUCAAUCGAAUGGCUGUUACGCUGUCGGCUCGAGUUUUUAUUCUCGAUACUUUGACAACAGCUGAAUCUGUGUUGUCUGAGCUUCUUGGACAUAUCGCUUCAGUUUGUAAAAAUUUGGACAGUGCGAUUGAGCAAGGCAAACUAAAUGGAUCGAUUUUAAAUGAGAUUCAUGCCGACUUAUAUCUGAUCACACGAGAAGGUUACAGCUGUGCGAGCCACUGUUAUAAAAAGGGUAAUCACCAAGAGGCAACAUUGGUACUACUUAAAGUGCUCAAGCUUGGGAAAAGCUACUUAGAGUUUGUUAUGCAGAGCGACCUAAACGCGGAAGAUAAGCAUAAAGCUCAUGCUGAGGUUAAAUUGGAUGCUGUCGCUUCCCUUCUUGUGCAUUGCUUCCGUGUGUUAAAAGACUUUACAAAAGCACGUUUAUUCACUGGAUAUACAAUCAUGUACUGUCAAGAUCUCGUUGAUUGUAUUUCGCAAGCCAAUGUUAAUACGUAUAUUCGCUGUCUUCUGGAUGAAGUGAAGCUCAUAGAUGACAAUGCACAGGAAUCGAUUCUGAAUGAAUUUGAAGCUUUUUUGCACGAUACGAGUCAAGUUUUCAAGUCUCGAUUGGUAGCUGAGGACCAAGUGAUGAUGUUGUGGAUGGAAUUUCGAGAUGCAUUUAACCAAACAUCCGCUAAGAUUACCUUAAGUUUACAAGGAAAUGAAUAUUCCCAAUCAAACAAUGAUAUUAGUGUUUCCUCCCUGAGGUGUGUUAAAUUGUUCGGCUUAUUUGAGCACCACAUCAAUGAGAAGCUGCUUAAAAUGAAGACGGAGUCAGCGGGCAACAAAUCAUCGUGCAAACUUUUGCAAAAUGUCUCUUUUGCUCUGAUUCGGCGAAACCAGAUCUUUUCUAAUUGUUACGCCAAACGCAACGUUCUCGAUACAGUAAAGGAACUUUUUCUCGUUUACCAGUCCCUAAGUGACGCGGUAAAUGGCCUUUUAGAGCUUGCUGAUGCUUUGAAUGGUGAUCUUGGUGGAAUUUAUGGAUGGCGUGGUGUGAUCACGAUGGAAAUCGCUCUUUUAGUUAGCUAUAAGGGCUCCUCGGACAAAUUUCUAUCGAAAAAUAAUCUACCUUUGGGCGAAGAGAAUGCUGUAGCCGAUAUCAAACGAUCUUUAAGCUACUGGGGCGAGAAAUUCUCUAGUGGCUUUUUGUUUGAUGGACUAUACUUGAUCCAAUGUUUGGAAUCCAUGUGCAAUACAUUAUCCUUAACUUCAUCCGCACAACAAAAAAUGGCAGCCUGUAAGCUUCUGAAGACAUUACAGCUGUCUAAAUGGUCUUCAAAUCCCAUACUCAGUAUCUUGCCUCUUCCGCUCGGACUGCAAGCCGUUGACUAUCCCGACACUUUCUUUGCUAAUGAAGUAAAUUCAACUGUGUCAUCAAAUGCGAGCUUUCACAAUGUCAUGAACCUCUUUGGAAGGGUAGAUAGAGAGCUGUUUGCUGCGAAAACAAAUCAAAUCUGUACAAGCAAAGAUCGAGCAUAUCUUCUUUUACUUAAUGCGGUGGUAAUACUGAGUGAAAUCAAGCAAAAUGUGAAGAAUUGCUGGACUGCAACAAUGGCCAAGGCAGUUGGGAUACGUGAAUUGCUAGCUCACACGAUUUUAUCAGACAUUCACUUCAGUGAAGGCCAAAGCACAUUUGCUAUCUCUGAAGCUAAAUGUGCGCUGCGGGUGUGUUGGAAAUUGGUAAGGAAAUUUACCGCCCUGACGUCACCUGUUGAAGUCACAUACUUUAGUCUUCCUCCCGAAAUCGCAGUUGCAGAGGAUCAGCAACGCGCAACAUCAAGCUUCUUGCGCUUUAUGGCACUGGAUUGCUCUUCAUGGGAUCUGCUCCUUGUCACCAAGGUUUUGUUGUGUCGGUUGUCAUCUCUUUUCAGUCUGUCUGACCAGCCGCACCGAGCUGAGUUUUAUUUAACAGAGGCGAUGCGUCUUGUUGGUGGCUUGGAUCUGCAAUUCUUUCGUCGGAGCCCAUUUUACGAGUACGCAGAGCUUGAACUAAAUGCAAACAAAUUGGAGAAAGCAAAAGUAUCCAUAUCUUUGCUGAACUCAAACUUGAAUUUUGAGCGUGGUGCUAUAGUUAGUUGUGAUCCAGCAAUCAUCGAGCAAAGCUGUGAUGAAAUUGUGCAGCAAGGAGAUGUAUACCUUAGUGAGGACAAGCAACAAGAGGCAUUGAAAUGUUAUACAGAUGCAAUUAAUAUGGUGGACACCCUUAAAGAUCAUCAGUCGUUCGAAACCAAACGGUUGGGACGAGUUAAGGCUCGCUGUUGGCGCAAAUAUACCCGACUACAAAGCCAGGCAAACACAUUCUCGAAUCAUGCGGCAGUGGAAACACUGCUCAGAUCGAUGAAAAUUCUUAAGCAAUCAUUAAACUCGUGUGCUGUUCUUCUGGAACGGGUCAAAUGCAUGCUUGAAGUAGGACGCAUCAAUGUAAGAUUGUUGCAGUCUGUCUCAACUCGUGCAUUUACUAGCUUGGCACAAACGCAAUCAAUUUUAGAGGAAGCUUAUUGGCUUGGAAGUAAGCUUGGUAUAUCAUAUCUCAACCACGAAUUGCGAAAAGCACUGGGCAUGGCUUAUUUUACUGAAUUUGAGGAAGCCAGGCAGGACAAUAUGGAUAACAAAGUCGGAUACAAAAGAGCUACUUUUCUUUUGUGGGCAAGUAGUGCUCUACUGGCAAAUGGUGGGAGUGGUGAUGGCAUCGAAAAAGAGCCAAAAUGUGCUGAUAGAAAUGGCGAUGGAGGGAUAGAAAACACUUUAAAAAACAAAUUAAAGCGGCGGCGUGGAGGCUCAAAAGUAUUUAAAAGGUUAGCUCCGCAUCAACAUCUUGUACAAAUAGCACAAAACUUUGCCCAGAAGGUUCAGCAGCUUCCAGACAAUUGGAUAAUUAUUUCCCUAAUGAUAGGCUUGUCGUCCGAGCUCGUCGUGACGCGUAUCCCAACAAAUGGGGAUGUUCCUACGUCUUUCUGCUUGCCUAAGGUAAUCUGGAUGAAGUGCAUUGAUGAAAUGUCCGGAAUUGUCAACAAAUCAAGAGAGCUUUUAUCUGGACACACCGCGGAAGAAGCACGAUUAUGGAGUAAUGAACAGAAAAAAAAUUGGUGGGGUACUCGUCAACAUCUCAACACACGCAUUGAUGAGACAAUUGUCUCCAUGCAGCAAUCGCUUGGGUUUUGGCGAUGUCUGUUCGUCGGAGGGCCCGAAAUUGAGAGUGAAAUAGUCCAACGUUGCUGGAGUUUGCUGACCGACAAAUCUUCCUUCAUAAAGUUGGCCGAAAGAAACUACAGUCUACUGUGUGCAAUCGUUAAUGCCCAGGACUAUUUGUCAGAUAGUGAACUGGUAGAUGGACUACAGCACAUUGCGGCAGAAACUGAAGUGCCAAUGUCCAAUGCAAUAUCAAGAAAAAUCCUUCAGAUUCUUCGGUGUAGUCGCGACGGAUUACCGACGAAAGCGACCCACUCCAAUCUCACCACAUUAAGCACGGACAAAAUCGCUAAAAUGAAACUCGGCGAGGUCAAACAGCUUCUCGCUGCUCAGGGAAUCAAUACCGAUGGCGUCAAGAAAGUACUGAUGAAACGCCUCCUGGCUGCCCGAGAUGCUGCUCUUAUCAAUGAGAUGAAACCGCAGCCAAGAUCUGUUAGCGUCGAAAAGAAAUUGAAAUUUGCUACCAUAUUGAUUUUAGAUCACCAGCUUCAGCAAUUUCCGUGGGAAGGCAUGGAUGUAAUGGACCUUUGCGCUGGAGUGACCCGCAUGCCUUCCCUCGACAUGGUUGUGCAAAACUUCGCGUCAUUAGCGCCAGUCCGAAGAGAUCGAGUGCGUUAUUUGCUGAAUCCUGCGGGGGAUCUUAAGUCAACAGAAUUACAGUUGGGACCGAUUCUGGAACGUGGAGUCGCAACGUAUGGAUGGGAAGGGAUGGCAGGAAAAGUACCUGACCAGAAUACAAUCAGAGACUAUUUGUUGGCCGCUGACGUAUAUAUUUAUUGCGGCCACGGCUCCGGCGAAGCAUACCUGCAUCGCGACAAGGUUCUUGACCUUAAAUCCAAUUGUAGUGCCGCUCUGCUGUUUGGUUGCGGCAGUGGACGACUUGAGCGUGAGGGAAUCUUUGGACCAAGCGGUACAGUACUAUCGUACUUGCGAGCUGGAAGCUCUGCGAUUCUAGCGAUGCUGUGGGACGUCACUGACCGAGAUGUUGACCAACUGAGCUGCAAAAUCUUAGAAGAGUGGCUUUUAGCGCACAACGAAGAGUCAUUGGCUCAAGUGCUUCAAACCAGUCGAGAUGUCUGCAAACUCAAGUACCUUAACGGACACGCCGCAGUUUGCUACGGACUUCCACUCCACGUUGCACAAAAUUAG